This is a messenger RNA of Kickxella alabastrina, 1167 nucleotides long. RefSeq lists its product as uncharacterized. NCBI's taxonomy places the organism in Eukaryota, Fungi, Kickxellomycota, Kickxellomycetes, Kickxellales, Kickxellaceae. Bases 1 to 1167 code for a protein of 388 amino acids. The transcript has a single exon. The record is from RefSeq and is a predicted model, not a curated record.
AUGGCGUCGACACAGCAAAGACAGCAGGAUACAGACAAGCCGGCGACCCUCUCACAAAUUCUCAACCGCACACAGCAGCUGCAAACAGCAGCUGUAGAAGCCUCGGACAGGCUACGCGACCAAUGUGUCCAAUUCAUGCAGACCCAGUCAAUUCGGCUCGAGGACACAGCCGACACCGAACUUGAAGACAUACCAGGCAUAGACCAGUGCAUGAAUGAGCUCAUGCAGUGCAUACUGUACACGGAGCUGCGCAAGGAUAUCCGCCAAGUGACUGAUGCCCUCGAGGGUGUUCAGCACCGGUUGAUGAGCAGCAGACAAAAUACAAAUAAUGUGACCGAGCUAAGCUCGCCAAACAACGAGGAGGCGGCGUCAGUUGAUGAGCCACCGGAAACACCGACAAUGCUGUCUGCAUCAGAUACGUUUAGGACUGCUCGCGGUAUGCCGCUGUACACCGAUUUUGAACACACCCAGGAUGUUCCGGAUAUCAAUGUCGAUGAGGAUGUUGCUGAGGCGCAGGCGGUUUCUGAAACGCUCAAGGACUUGAAACAGCUUGAGCAGAGGCUGUAUGAGGCCUGUAUGGAGAUUGACGAAUGGCGGCGCACCCCCUGCGUGUCUGCGCUUAUAUCUAGCAUUGGCCCGCGACAGCCAGAUGCCUUCAGUGACUCCCAAUCUCCCUCGGUGGGGUCAUCGGCUUCUGUUCGGCUGCCUGUCGACAGGAUCAUCGGUGAGGCAUUGGAGAGACGGCGCACGCGUUCUUGCAGUGUGGGCUAUCUGGCCAUACAUCAGGGUUGGAAUGACUGCGGAAUGGGCUCGAGCCAUCCUGCACCACCGCUUCCUCCAAUAAGUAGGUUGCUUCAGGUCGAGCGUGAGGCUGAGGCGCUGCGUCCUCUCAUUAUUAAUCGCCCUGUUUGGUCACCACCACCGAUACAGUCGUUGGCCUUUAAUGCGCCCUAUUCGCCCGGCCAACUCUCAUCCCAACCGCAGUUCAACUCCCUCCGCCUUAUCGACACGCCCAUCUCAUCAACGCCCAGCGAGGAUACUGCUAGUACUCGGUAUCGGACCAUUGCUGACGACGUGCGCAUCAUCGGUUGGGUGACAAAGGGCAGCGGACUGGAUAUUCACACGGAAUUCAAAGUAGUCGUGCAUUUGACCAAGGGUGAAAUCUGA